CGACACCACGAGAGCUGUAGAAGUACUUAAAUGCAACAUACACAGGCGUGUAUCAAACAGACACACCCACACACUUUAAUACAACUUAAGCUUACGCGCCAGAGAACACAUGCACAGACACGUGUAGCGCAAGACUGACAUGCUUACCACCAAGACAAGCGAUACAGCUGAAGAUAUGGAUAUCAUAUCAAACAAUGGGGACUCUGGAGAAGAGGAUGUAGUACUUGACAAUGCUGCGCCUGUCAAGAAACGCAAGAAACUCAUACGUCUGAGACAGAUAGAUGACAGCGAUGCAUCCGAUAGUGAUGGUGGUGGUGGUAAACAUAAUGAUAUAAAAAAUAAUGAGAUUAGUAGUAAUAAUGAGCAUUUAGUAAGUGAAAUUGAUAUACAGGACAAGGAGAGUGUGGGAGUUCCCAGGGAGUCGCCAGCACUGAAGCCAUCUGAGAAAAACGUAACGCCGAAUGAUGAGGUGAAAAGUUCCAAAGACGUCGCGAGUAAGACUCCGACCAGGAUAGCAGACACUGAAAGCCCUAAACCCGAAAAUCCCACUCCGGCCGCAAAUAAAUCUAAUACAGCCCAAAAAAGCCAAAUCAAGACAUCCACACAAGCGCCUUCAUACGUGAAGAUGGCCAAGAAGAACACAAGCAAUCCAUUUGCAUUUGCCGCAGCUGGUAAGGCUGGAAAAGCCAAGGCCAAAAAGUCCGCCAAAAAUACGGGCAAGCUCACAAGUUUUUUCGCGGCCAAAGAUAGCGGCAAGGCUGCUGCGAACGAAACCAGUGAGAAGGAGACUGCAAAAACGAAGUCGGAGAGUGUCGAGAAUGCGCCUGUUACAUCACCUACAACGAAGAGCAGUAUCGUUGUUAAAACAACCGAGACAGACACUCCUAAAUCAGCUGAUAGCCACACAACCAAAACUACUGCUAGUGUGAGUGUGGAGAAUGGUGUUAGCGUGCAAGAAAAGAUGAAAGAGUCUAUUGCCACAACAAAAGGUACGCUUAAGAAUGUUUCAGUAGAUGAAAGUGAUCUCAAGGCAGUCACACCGGUGAAAGGGGAAGACUACGACCCCACGGCUGUCAAGUAUCAUCCCAUUAAGAGCGCGUGCUGGGCGAAGGGGAAAGACGUGCCGUUUCUGGCUGUCUGCAAAGUGUUCGAUGCAAUUGAGAACGACUCCGGUCGCCACGCCAAGCAGAACAUAUUGUCUAAUCUGUACAGAUCCAUCAUAGUACUGUCGCCCGAACAACUGGCCGACACUGUUCACCUUACCAUGAACCGGCAAGUUGCGCAUGGGGCUACCCGAAAUCAUAGUACUAGCAGACUAGGCCCAGGCUUACACUAUGACCCCGCCCGUGCGAGAUGA
Molecule: messenger RNA, 1357 nt
Organism: Sphaeroforma arctica JP610
Lineage: Eukaryota; Ichthyosporea; Ichthyophonida
Exons: 5
Coding region: 140-1357 (405 amino acids)
Biological process (GO): DNA repair; DNA recombination; lagging strand elongation
Molecular function (GO): DNA binding; DNA ligase (ATP) activity
Source: RefSeq, a predicted model, not a curated record